GCCUUAAUUCGAGGGUACUGUUGGUUGGUUAGCUGCACACUCAUCAAUCGCGCGCGGUAGAGUUGCCCAGCUUUACCAUUGGCCGAAGAGCAGAAGUCUUCCUUGCCUGCACUCUGCUCAAGUGAUAUUGUCGUCAGAUGGAGAUCCCUGCCGGCCCAUCGAGGAAGCUGCCGGCCGUGCACCUCGUGAAGCCGAAGCUGGAGCCCGGCGAGGAGUCGCUGCCGGCGCGGCUGAAUGCUGGCGAGGAUCAGGAGACCACCCCGCUCUCCGGCCGCCGGCCCUUCUUCACGGCCAUCAUGGCCAAGACCCAUGUCCAGAAGCCUUAUCAGCUGGCCAUCCCGGCUCACUUCCACCGCCGGCUCCCGGCGAGGCGCACGGCAGCCGUGCUUCGGUGCGGCGGGGGGUCGUGGAUCAUGAGCUACUGCGGCGACAACAGGCUGAAGAGGCUGGACGGGGCGUGGGCCGACUUCGCCGUCGACAACGGGCUGCUGGUCGGCGACGCGUGCGUGUUCGAGCUGGUGUCCGGGGGCGGCGUCAAGGGGCAGGAGCUGGUGUUCCAGGUUCAGGUUCUCCGCGGCGGCGGGAUGCCAGGGGAGAUCGCCGACAAGGGAGCCACCGCCGACGAUCCCAUCGUCAUCGUCGACUAGACAGCGUCACAGCGAUAGUUUAGUGCCUCUCGUACGCCGUUCACCACCGUUUACACUUUGCGUGUUUGCAAUUAUGUUAUCGCUUGUCAUAUUUUCGAUGGCUUGAUGCCUACAUCCGUAGUUAAUUUACUUGUCAGAUGGCUUGAGCACGAAACUUCGCAAUCGUCGCACACACGUUGCUGGUGUAUAUGGUACUAGUAUAACGCCUAAUACUAAACAGAUACUCUUCAUAACAA
This is a messenger RNA of Lolium perenne, 883 nucleotides long. RefSeq names its product B3 domain-containing protein Os06g0112300-like. Gene Ontology annotation, molecular function: DNA binding. The record is from RefSeq and is a predicted model, not a curated record. NCBI's taxonomy places the organism in Eukaryota, Viridiplantae, Streptophyta, Magnoliopsida, Poales, Poaceae.